This is a messenger RNA of Parascedosporium putredinis, 1128 nucleotides long. The record is from the annotation of a GenBank genome assembly. NCBI's taxonomy places the organism in Eukaryota, Fungi, Ascomycota, Sordariomycetes, Microascales, Microascaceae.
AUGGAUCCGAUACCCGCCCCCGUCUCCCACACGCAGGGUACCCUCCCAGGCCCCACCAUCCAACCCCGAAACCCUAUCUUCCCCUACACGCUAUACGGCCACACUGCGACCCGCUCACCGUUCCACCUACCUUUACCGGCCGUGGAUGUCCUUAUCCAUUGCGGCGAUCUCACAAAACGUUCCUCGGCGGAGGAGUACCGUUCAACCAUGGCAGCCAUUCGACAAGUUCAGGCGCCCGUCAAAAUCAUAAUCGCCGGGAAUCAUGACCUUUCUCUGCACCAGCAGUUCGUAAAAGACAACAUGAACGAAAACGUCAGCAAGAGCCAACGGGCCCUGGCUUUCCAUGCCGAGGCUAAGCACAUUGUCGCCGGUAGCAAGGAUGUGACUUACCUAGAGGAGGGUACGCACGAGGUGUCGCUCCCCAACGGUGCGAGGCUCCGUCUGUAUACGAGCCCAUGGACUCCCUCUUAUGGCGGCUGGGCAUUCCAGUACGAAGGCUCCCACAACUUCAGUAUACCUGCGGGCAUUGACGUAGCCGUCACACAUGGUCCUCCCCUCGGCAUCCAGGACUCAGCCUCCAACGGCGACUACGCAGGCUGUCCCAUGCUCUUCAAUUCCAUACAAAAAGCCCGACCCCGCAUCCACUGCUUUGGCCAUAUCCAUGAGGCUUGGGGUGGCUAUUACGCCCAUUGGGCUUCGCCUGAGGGCACCCCUUGGCAGCAGGCUACCGGCUCAGGUCGUAGCCCAGGCGGCAGCCAUCCUUCUUAUACGAGUGGAACCUACAACGACCUGCACUUUGAUUAUGAUGACUCGAAUUCUGAUGUCUCAAUGCCAGAUGCUCCCCCACGUACCCUCGAAGCCCUUGACCAGGCGCGCUCCCGGGCCGUUGAAACCGUCGACUCGCUGCGACUGCUCGAUAAGGACUCGGAUAAGGAGAUGGCGCAUAAGCGUGAGAGAUACGCGCGACAUUCGGCCGAGGGCUGCUGUCGUGUCGAUGUCUCCCCUGAGGGUGACGCCCCCGUCGAGCGAGGCAAGCAAACGCUCUUCCUCAACGCGGCGAUUCUAGACCGGCGUUACAAGAUCGCGCACUUUCCUUGGCUUGUGGAGAUCGACCUUCCUAUAGCAUAG